AAGGAAAUGAGUGUCACGGGGAGUAAACUUCCUGGGUUGGUUUGCAGUAGGUGCAGGAGAGGGCACGGCAGGACUGGGAGAGAUGGGCUUGAAUAACAGACUUCCAGGAGAUUUUUCUGGUGGCGGAAUGCAUUGAGGGCUGGGUUGCUGACAGGCCAGCUUAGACAUCGCCGCCUGCAUAUUGCUACAGAGGCAUCGAUGGCAGGAUAAACGCAGGUUUCAGCUCCGAGAAAGCAAGGCCAUCAGCUGUACAACAAAGCCAGAUACGCCAUCCUGGUUAUAGCUGAUGACACGGCCUCCAUGUUAUGAUGCCAUCACGUACUAAUCUAGCUGCUGGGAUCCCCAGUAGCAAAGUGAAGUACUCCAAGCUCUCCAGUACUGACGAUGGUUAUAUUGACCUGCAGUUCAAGAGGAGCCCACCCAAAAUCCCCUACAAGGCCAUUGCACUAGCCACUGUGCUGUUCAUGAUCGGCACCCUUCUGAUUGUCAUAGGAGCGCUUCUCCUCGCAGGAUACAUUAGCAAAGGAGGAACAGACCGAGCUAUCCCGGUAUUGAUCAUUGGAAUCCUGGUGUUCUUACCAGGCUUUUAUCACUUGCGCAUCGCGUACUAUGCUUCCAAAGGCUACAGAGGUUACUCCUACGAUGACAUUCCAGAUUUUGAUGACUAAAACGCACCCUGGAACCAGGGAGCGUGGCUCAAGUUAUAACGAGCUUCGUGUUAAGGGAUGUUAGUUAACUUGACCCUGGGUAUCAAAGAUGGAACAUGUAAGAACCUAAACUAAGUAGAUUUAUCAGUGGAUGCAAUUUCCUCAUUCUGUAAAUAUUUUAUUGCCAGCUUUUUUGUGUUUACAUGAAUUCGACAGGCACGAUUGCAACAUUAGGUGAAGCAAAGGAUUUACUGUAGGAGGAGCUCUUCUUGUUUCGAAUGGGAGGUUCUUCUUGGGCAAGCCAAGCUGAGCAGUUGCCCAAAGGAGAGAUGAACGGUAUAUAAUUUCAGCAAAAAUAAAAAUGAUUUUUGUCUAAAGAGAUUUAUAUUUCUAAUGGAGAGUGUAUUGUAGAACAUAUAUUGCCUUUCAAAUAGAUCAAAGCUAUAGCAAGGAUCUUUGUGGCAAACAAAUAUAAUACAUCCAAUUUUGCACUGCUGCAUAAUCAUCAAAAUAAUUCCAACGUCAUCAUUCACCAUCAUAGAUUUGCAUCUGGAAUGUUGACCUAUUUGCCAGUCUGAUGCAAAUGGGAGAGGAAAUUGGAUGUGUGCGCCAUGAUUUAGCGUGCAUUUGCCAUACAAGAACCCCUGUCAGGCUGAUAAGUCCACUUACCUGACAAACACAUUCCUUGAGUGCCAGCUGCUUCCCACCCUGCUGUUAAUUUUGCUAAGGCUUGUUGGUCAUCCUUUCAUAAGGACGACUUAAGAUUUUGCUUAAUGAAGGAUUUUAAACAAACUUUGUGGCGAGGCAGGAUGAAGAAUUGAAAGCUGGGCCCUGGACCUGAAUGUUUCAUAUCGUAAAAUUCUGGUUUUGAGUACUGGUGACCAUUAGGGAAGUUCAGAUCCCCUCUUUGCAGACUGGGCUCAUCUGUUUAUAUGUGUAUUUGAGGUCAUUUGGUCCUAGAUUUAGACCCUGUACUGUACAUAAUACCCUAAACAUAUGAAAAGAAAAGCUAUGCUUGGACAGUGCUGCACGUUAUCCGCUUCUAUUGCUCUGUUAGCUGCAUUUUGUCAGAUUAUUCUGGAGAUUCAGAAGAAACGGAGGACAACGGGUAGAUUUCUUCUUGAUGUCAAUAAGAGCGAAGUGGCUUCCGAGGUGUAAUUGAACUGGGUGUCCCAAGAAGCAAGUAUGGAACGAUAAAUUGUAAUGUAAAAUUCAAGCAUAUGCAUUAGUAUGAAUAAACUGCACUAUAGUCGA
This is a messenger RNA of Caretta caretta (loggerhead turtle), 1901 nucleotides long. RefSeq names its product transmembrane protein 230 (gene TMEM230). Gene Ontology annotation, cellular component: endomembrane system; synaptic vesicle. The record is from RefSeq and is a predicted model, not a curated record. Gene Ontology annotation, biological process: synaptic vesicle transport. Lineage: Eukaryota; Metazoa; Chordata; Testudines; Cheloniidae.